Molecule: messenger RNA, 1537 nt
Organism: Melitaea cinxia (Glanville fritillary)
Lineage: Eukaryota; Metazoa; Arthropoda; Insecta; Lepidoptera; Nymphalidae
Product: malate dehydrogenase, mitochondrial-like
Exons: 8
Biological process (GO): tricarboxylic acid cycle
Cellular component (GO): cytoplasm; mitochondrion
Molecular function (GO): L-malate dehydrogenase (NAD+) activity
Source: RefSeq, a predicted model, not a curated record
UGUACUGUAAACCAAAAACCCUGUUUAAACCGAAUGAAACGUUACUAUAGCACUUGCCCGGCUGGGAUGAAGGUCACAAUUUGCGGCGCUGCAGGAUGUACAGGACAACCCCUAGCAUUGUUGUUGAAACAGUGUCCAUUAUUAGACGAGAUAGCGUUGUACGAUGUCUGUGCAACAUGUGGCUACGGUAUGGAGCUAAGUCAUGUUGAUACCAAGUGCAAAGUGUCUUCGUUUUCUGGACGUCACAUGCUCUGUGAUGCUCUUAAGGGUGCAAAAGUUGUGGUUAUAGUUGCAAGAAAUCAAUGCGACACUUUUGAAAAUAACGCUCCGGUCGUAACAGAAAUCGCUUUACAAAUGUGUAAUACUUGCCCUGAUGCUUUUACGAUAGUAGCGACUGAACCCAUAGAAAGUUUGGUCCCGCUCGUUAGUGAGAUUCAAAGACUGCGUGCAACGUACAAUCCGCGACUACUUCUGGGUUGUGUCGAGUUAAACUGCGUUCGAGCAAACACUGUUUUAGCGGAUUUUCUCCGGGUACCUCCUGAAUCAGUUCGUGUUCCUGUAAUUGGCGGAGCUACGUCUAAAACCAUGGUCCCGGUGUUGUCCGCUGCUGUUCAUCCGGGUACACUAACACAGGAACAGACUGAGUGUGUAACAUCGGCUAUAAUGAAUGGACAAGAGACAGUGUGUGCGGCAAAAGGCUCGAGUACUGAAACUGCAUGCCUGGCAGGCGCUUACGCUGUCGCAAGAAACACUAUAAACGUUGUGAAGGGCUUGCAAGGAGGCAGAAAUAUUGUACAAUGCGCAUACGUGGACAGCCUUGGAACAUGCGCGCCUGAUUGCCAAUUUUUUGCCAGCGAGGUUAAUUUAGGACCUUCUGGUAUAGAAAAGAACUUAGGUAUUCCAGAAUUAUCCAAGUUCGAGAAUUGUCUACUGUUCAACUGCUUGCCGUACGUUCGUAACGAGAUUGGUCGUGCUAUAUGGCUGGUUUACACAAUGUGUAAUCAAUGCUGUUGUUCAACUUGCGUGGCACAUCCGUGCACGUGCUUUACGCCUCCAAUCGUCCCUUGUGUGCCGCCUUCCGUCUGGACCUGUGAUUGCCCUGACUCCUGUCGAGAUGAAUAUCUGGCUUCCAUAUGCCGUGAAAUGAGCUGUAAAUGUGGAAGUACGGAGUUGUGCUGGAGACCUCGUGAAGCUGACUACAACGCGGCGCGGGCUGCUAACUUAAAACACCAAAUGCCACUUAAGGGCCUGUCGUGCAAUGUUUACAACGUGCCCAGAAGCGUGCGAAUUGAACAAGCAAUAAGAAAUCAAGUAAAAGAUUCUUAACUAGCAAAAAAUAUGUCUUGUAAUGCAAAUAAUUCCUUUGUAUAAAAUGACGUGUAUAAGACAAUUUUUUUAUUUAAAAGUUUUUAAGAUAUAACAUUUAUUUGAUAAUUUUAUUAAUAAAUGAACAAUGUAAUUUUUAUAACAAGUAAAAAUUUUGUUUUUGUUUUAAAUCUGGAUUACGAAUAAAAUAAGCUCUUGACUUUCCUUGUAA